This is a messenger RNA of Colletotrichum gloeosporioides, 1479 nucleotides long. RefSeq lists its product as uncharacterized. The transcript is spliced from 3 exons. Lineage: Eukaryota; Fungi; Ascomycota; Sordariomycetes; Glomerellales; Glomerellaceae. The annotation marks the transcript as partial. The record is from RefSeq and is a predicted model, not a curated record.
UUCGUAUGCGGCGUCAAGGUCGAGUGGUACCGAGACCAGGGCCGGAGCCGCGGCGUGUCCUGGUGCGUCCGCUCCCGCGCCCACAUCCUCCGUGCCAUCGUGGCAGCCCAAUGCCUCCCGCACCACGUCGACCACCCCGACUUCGAAGGGCGCUUCCUGCCCGACGUGCGCAUCGCCUGCAACAUGGCCCACGGCGGCGACUUCGCCAGGCUCAUCAGACCGCAAUUUGAUCGCCUGGUGAGGCACUACGCCAAGAAAUGGGUCACCGCGAAUGGCCCUGUCGUGCUCAAGGAUACAGUCACCAUCAACGCAAUCGUCACGGAGGAGUACCGGUUCAACCAGGGGCUGGUCGACAGAUGCUUCAACGACGUCGACGCCAUCGAGCGCUGGCUGCGGGUUGACUUGGGAAAACAGGACUGGUGGGACAAGGGUGAACCCCGGUGCCACUUCACACCCAUCCACGCCGGUGGCAACUCCGAACCAUCGCACGCCAGCGACGCCAACAACACCUGCGACGCCGACAAAUCCAGUCUCGCAGAGCCGGCGCCGUUCGGGCACCGCCUCGUCCACGUCCACGGGCCGAUCGAGAAGGCCGCCGCAAACGCCAACGCACCCCAAGAGAGAAGCCCCCCCGAACCGCCGCUCUCAGGCCUGUUCAGCGCCCCCGCAAGCGGCUUGGCCGGGGAGAGGCGGGGCCCGAUGCCGGCCGCGGCCUCGCCCGUCCCGGCGAAAGACGGCACUCCCGGUCUGGGUCCGGCGCUGUGGGGACCCACACCGACGGCCGGGGUCCCGAACCUCGAGCCGUCGCCGGUCAUGUUCCCUCCCACUCCCGCGCGUAGCCUCGCUUCGGCCAGGGCCCCUUCGACCGCCCCGCCGUCCUCUGAGGGAUGGGCCUUUCCAUCGUCGUCGUUAUCGUCGUCUCCAGCACCGCGUGGUCCUCAAGCGCCGUCCACCAUUGCUACCAGCCGAUGCCGCAGCGCUGCUCCGUCCACAUUCGUCUCUUCGGUAACCCCACCGUCAUUCGUCCCGUCAUCGUUCUCGCCGUCUCCGGCACAGCGCCAUUCUCCGCCACCGACUACAAUCCUCACAGAUGGAACCCGCAGCGUCACGGGCGCUGAUCCGUCCACGUUGGUGUCGUCAAUCGCCCCGCUGCCAUCUAUCCACUCAUCGCUGCCGAGGCGGUUCCGGGAGAGUGUCAGACCGCCGCCACCACCAACCACAAUUCUCACAGACGGAGCGACAGAUGCGCCUUCGGUGUUUGAGGCGCCGGCUGAGGAGCACGCUCACUACGGCGAUGGCCACGGUGAUGGUGGUAGUGGCGGUCAUGGUGGGUAUGGCAUGGGCGUCGACAACGAUGCCCAGAAUUGGGAGCAUCGCAUCAGGGAGUCGUUUGAAGCGACGCAUCUCGCGUGGCGCUAUGUGGUCGAGGUCGAGACUGCGGCAAAGGCUCUCAUGUUUGGCAUUGACGGAACGGUCUGA